Selaginella moellendorffii is the source of this 1125-nucleotide messenger RNA. RefSeq lists its product as uncharacterized. The transcript is spliced from 8 exons. Gene Ontology annotation, molecular function: S-adenosylmethionine-dependent methyltransferase activity. Lineage: Eukaryota; Viridiplantae; Streptophyta; Lycopodiopsida; Selaginellales; Selaginellaceae. The record is from RefSeq and is a predicted model, not a curated record. The coding region runs from base 642 to 1031 and encodes 129 amino acids.
UGGCGGGAGGAGCGCGCAUGGAAAUGGAGCGGUCGGCGCGACUGGAUCGUGUCGCGGCACCAUAAAUAUCACUCGCGAGCGCCAUCGCCUUCGAACUCUUUGCUUUUUCAAUCGCUUUCGACCGCGGCACAGAAGCUUUUAUUCAAGCUCUGGCGCUGCUGCUGCUGCUGCGAGGUACGGUUGGAUUGAUUGUUCAUUUGAUUGCUAGCUAGGGAUUGGAUACUUUCUUUGUUCGUGUUCUUGAGGUAGUUCUUUGUUGUUUUUUUUUUCUCUCCAUUUUUGAUUUAGAAUCUUUGUGUUGUUUGGUAAGCAGCGUGGGAUUGUUGCGAGAGCUAUGGCUCAUUUGAGAGAGUAUGACGAUAUCCAGUACUGGGAUAAGAGGUAUCUGGAUGAAGGAGAUGAUACUUUUGAUUGGUAUCAGCGAUUCAAAGAGCUCAAGCCUCUUUUGUGUCGUUAUAUCAAGAAAGAUUCACGCAUUUUGAUGGCUGGCUGUGGAAACGCUGUUCUCUCCGAGGAAAUGGUUUUGAAUGGAUUCAAGGAGAUCGUAAACAUCGAUUUCUCGUCGGUCGUGAUCAAGAAAAUGCAGCAAAGGCACGGCCACAUUCCUCAACUAACUUGUAUCUUCUAUCCUUGAUGUGACCAUGGAUGUGCGUAACAUGGCUGUGUUUGGGGACAACUCUUUCGAUGCCGUGAUCGACAAAGGGCUGAUGGAUUCCAUGCUGUGUGGAUCGAAUGGAUUUAUAGACGUCAGGUUCAUGCUGGAGGAGACUCGAAGGGUAUUAAAACCAGGAGGAGUCUUCAUACUGAUAACUUACGGUGAGCCACUCCUCAGGAUGCACCAUCUCAAGCACCCGGCAUUCGACUGGAAAGUUGUGCUUCACCUCACUCCCAAACCGGGUACCACAGCGUACAUCCCGGAAGCAUACGCAGGUGCGAUACCAAUGAAUGGCAACUGGGAGUGUGAUUUCUUGCUCGGGAUCUCUGACCCCGACAUUAAUUUUGUUUACGUUUGUACCAAGCCUUCGUCCUGAUCAAGUUCUCAGGAUGUUUGAGCUAAACAAAGACAGGCAUUCAUUGUCCAAGUUCACUGCAAAGUUCUAAAAAACUCCAGUCCAUUUUUUCGCU